UGUUGUCCUAUGUAUGAUUAAUUAGUAUCGGUCAGUCGUAUCUAAAUCAUGUGUCGACAUUUAAAUUGUGUAUAUUAUAUAUUUUUACUGUACAUUGCUUCAGCAUGGACAGAUGGCGGAUUCCGUUUUGACUACUACUACGUGAAGGAGCUAGAAGGAUGGCUGAAGCCUCAUUUGAUGCCGGCGACAUUCAAAGACGCAUUCCUACGCUGUAACCUAGAAGGUGCAGUUUUGGCAUCGCCGCUGGAUAGAAAUCUCCACAAAGCCAUGGAAGGGAUACAAGCGGCGUCAGGAGUGGCUUGCGGCAUCUUCACAGGAAUCCACGCCACAUUUUCCAAAGGGGACUUCACAUCUAUCGAAGGGGUCCCGUUGGAAAAGAUCCCACUGGAGUGGGCCUUGGACGAACCUGACAACUUCAAGAACCAGGAAGACUGCAUCAUCAUGCUGCCCAACGGGACGGUGGCGGACGUGCGAUGUGACGAGACGUUCCCUUACGUGUGCUACAGGAAGAAAGUCAACAGCCCCGUGAUCACAGCUUGUGGCACUGUUGAUCCUGAGUACAAACUAGAGAGUAGCACUGGUAGCUGCUACAAGUUCCACGGCACCGGGAGGACCUGGAGGAACGCGCAGAGGACCUGCCUCGCCCAGGGGGGAUAUCUAGCCAUCCCCAACAGUGCACAAGAAGCGACGGUCCUGAAAAACAUCUUCGCUGGACAUCCAGCUAACACUAUAAAGUCCGAGUUUAAGGACGUAGUUGCACUAGGUUUUUUGGAUUGGGAUCAAAAGCGCACUUGGUACACAGUGCAUGGCCAGACUAUUGAAGAGGCGGGUUACGCGAGCUGGGCGGGCGGGCAGCCCGACAACAGCCGCGCGCAUGACAACGGCUCCUACUGCGGCGCCAUGUUCCGCACCGGCCUGCUCGACGACAUCUGGUGCGAGUCCGUCCCUUUCGCUUUCAUAUGCGAGAAGGCCCCCGACAGUCUAGUGGCUGACGAUGAGAAGCAAUUUUCUCUUGGCACAAUCGGAACAAAGUAAAUGGUACCCAUAUGUUACAAAAAAUAAU
Molecule: messenger RNA, 1063 nt
Organism: Ostrinia furnacalis (Asian corn borer)
Lineage: Eukaryota; Metazoa; Arthropoda; Insecta; Lepidoptera; Crambidae
Product: C-type mannose receptor 2-like
Exons: 6
Coding region: 49-1035 (328 amino acids)
Source: RefSeq, a predicted model, not a curated record